Messenger RNA from Ustilaginoidea virens, 459 nucleotides. RefSeq lists its product as uncharacterized. NCBI's taxonomy places the organism in Eukaryota, Fungi, Ascomycota, Sordariomycetes, Hypocreales, Clavicipitaceae. The record is from RefSeq and is a predicted model, not a curated record. Gene Ontology annotation, molecular function: RNA binding. The coding region runs from base 1 to 459 and encodes 152 amino acids. The transcript is spliced from 2 exons.
AUGACAGAGGCUGCUCGUUGGAAAGCCACAGUAUUCGUUGGUGGCCUGUCGCCCGUCGUGACCACUGGCCAUCUAUUUGACGCAUUCAUUCCAUUUGGCGAGAUUGUCGAAGUCCAAUUACCACCAGCCGACUCUCGCAAAUCUGCAGACCCCCAUCGUGGGUUCGCAUAUGUCGAGUUUGAAGAUGCCGAUGAUGCAAAGGAAGCUAUUGACAACAUGGACCAAUCGGAGUUCUAUGGCAAAAUCUUGAAAGUUUCGCAAGCCAAAAUACCAAAAAGCGCAGAGGAAGGCCUGGGCAGCCGAAAAGCAGUUUGGGAACAGGAAAAUUGGUUGGCAGAGCAUGCUGCGGAGGAACGAGCUGGAGCCGUGGAGGGACAGGCUACAUCAGCAAAUGGUUCAGCACUUGACCCAAUGCAAGGCUUAGAAGGCCUGGAUGUAGCUGGGCCGAAACCAGCGUGA